AUGGGCGAACCGGGCGUUAAAUUACCUGCCGUCAUGACAAAUAAAAACCAUGCACGAGAAAGAGUAGGAGACGGAGAAGCGGGCGGAUCCAAGGGGACAGGAGGUGGGUUGGCAGAGCCCCAAGGAGAGACCCGAUACGAGGAAGUAGGGAGGGGCAAGGGCGCAGACCAGCCCGAGACCCGAGCGACGUCCCGCGACAAUGUUCGCGUUUUCAUGGGACGAAGAGUGGACGACCGGCAGCAGAUGGUCGCCAAAAAGAACAAGGCGGGACCAGCCUCGUUCAAGGCUGGAACAGGGCAGGCCGCGGUUAAGACAAGGCCUAGGCGGCAGGUAUCACCGGCGAUGUCGAUCGACGGUUCAGAUACAGAGGCGGAGGUGGAUGUGGUUGGGGCGGAGGCCGAUAAGGACUCCUUAAGCUCGCAAUCAGACACCGGCUACAUAAUUGAGAUGAUGGAUGGGAGAAAACGUAAAAGGGGCAGGGGUAGGUUGCCAACGACCGGCGACGGAAUCCUCAAGCGGAAGACGGAGGAGGCUAAACUCCGAGUCCGGAAACUCCGAGAGGAGGAGAAGCUGCUGAAGAGGGUUCUGGAUCCUGAAGUCCGUCCCCGCUGCACAACACCAGAGGCUGAACUGGUGAGACAAAUGGAGGAGAUGCCCGCGGAACAAAUAGGAGCGGACAUGAUGAACUACGCCGACAAAGUGGUCAAAGUAGCAGUGGGCUCAAAACACCUUAAAGGUACAUUUGUAAAAGAGCUCAAGGAGAGUGCGAAGGGAAUAAGAGCUGCGGCAAGGGCCCUCACCACGAAGGCCACAAGACUAGAGGACGGCAGGGACAGGGCGGAGAUGGACUCUCUCAGGAGGAAAGUCAGGUCCCUAGAGAACCAAGUCUCGGAGCUGACCCGAAAACUCCGAGCCCAGGAGAAGGGAACAUCCACAUUCACGGAGGAAGCCAGACACGUGGCGCUACCGGAUGAGGAGGAGGAGGACGAUUUCCCGGUUCUCAGGCCCAGACUGAGAGGGGAUAGAAGGCGACUAGAGGAUCCGCCACUAGAGGAUGCAAUGGAGAACGUAAGGAGGGUCAUGGAAGGCGUCUCCAUCGAAGCGGUGUUAACUGGUAACCCGCAAGAGGUCAAGACCAAAUUGGAGAAUUUGGCGGCGAGGUGCACAGGUGUCAUGGUCGGACUACCGAGUGCCAGCAAAGCCGGGGACGCGAAUGCGGGCGCUCUGGAAACGACUCCGACGGAGACAACGGCGCCGGACAAGACUCCGAUGGACAAGGGAGGAAAACUACCGACCAUCGUCAGUAUGAAGGUGGUAAAAGAGGCGAAAGACGGGAAAACCGCGCGUAAGACCCCCCGAGACCGUUCAAGAUCAGGAGCGGAGGGAAAACCAAGGACGGGUGAGAUCUCCAAGAAUGCAAGGCCAACCGCGACGUCGACGAGCAAGGCAGCAGGCAGUGAGAACACGAAGCAGCCUCUGCCUCAGAGACAGCCAAGAGGGGGUGCACCACCAACCUAUAACACCCCAUGGACGGAGGUGGUGAGAAAGGGUAGGAGAAACAAGGACGCCAAGUCAGCCUCCCAACCAGCACCCGCGGCAGCGGGCCCUGAGCGAGUGCCCAAGACGGGGACGGCGCCCCCGACUGGGAAGGCAAGCGGGGGUAAAAACGGAGGAGAGGCGCGGAAAGAUACAGGGACCCGGAACAACGGCAGCAAGAGGAAGACUCCGAGGACGGCCGCGGUGUCUUUGACGUUCCCAGAAGGGAGGUACGAGGAGGGGCUCCGCAUGAUCAGAUCCAAGGUCAAACUAGAGGACAUUGGAAUAGAGGAAGUAAGGCCCAGAAGAGGGCUCACUGGUGCGCUUAUUUUAGAAAUCCCAGGGGAGAAUGCGCACCCCAAGGCGGACACCCUGGUACAACGUAUCAGGGAGGUGGUAGGGACCACGGAGGGGGUAAGGGUGACGCGCCCCGUCAAGCUGGCGGAACUCCGGAUAAAGGAUCUGGAUGACUCCGUCAGUCAAGAGGAAGUGCGGGAGGCAGUUGAAAGGGCUGGGUUGUGCCCGGGCCAGGACGUCAGGGUAGGUCCAAUUAGGAGGGCCACCAAUGGCCUUGGCGCGGCGUGGACCCAGUGCCCCCUGGAGGCGGCGAAGCGGGUGGCAGCACUCGGCCGUUUGAGGAUCGGGUGGGUCUCGGCCCGGGUAGAUUUACUCGAGGCGAGACCGCUCGUGUGCUACAGGUGCCUCGAGCGGGGUCACGUCCGUGCGCAAUGCCGGAGUAAGGUGGACCGCUCGGGCGCCUGUUAUAGGUGUGGGAUGGAGGGACACAAAUCAGCCGAGUGUUCCUCUAAACCCAGCUGUAUCGUGUGCAAGGGCAGGGGACUGCCUGAUGCGCACAAGGCAGGGGGAAACGCCUGCCCGCCCGUCUCCAAGAGGGCGAUAAAAAGGAGGAAACAGGAGGAGAGACGACUGGCAGUCCCGACCCAGGAGCCACGCUCGCUGAUGGAGGUGGAGAAAGGGAAAGAAGGGUCCCUGGAAUGGGACCACUCGGAAACUCCGCGGCUUGGAGGAAGCCGCCGAGACGGCGCCUUCACGCGACUAAGAGCGCUGCAGGCGAAUCUCAACCACGCCCGCCAGGCGCAGGACCUUUUCCUGCACACCCUGGCGGAGCGUGGUUGCGGAGUCGGCAUAGUGGCGGAGCCGUACAACGUGCCCAAUAGCCCCAACUGGGCCGUGAGUGCGGAUGGCUCAGCUGCCAUCACCUGGCGCAGAACAGGCCCAAGGCACAUUCCCUGGACCAAAGUUAGCGAGGGUGAGGGAUGGGUCCUCGUAGACUGCGACGCUCUGCUGAUAAUGAGCGUAUACCUUCGGCCCAGUCUGAGCAGAGCGGAAGUCGAGGAUAGGCUCGACAGAAUGGAGGGCGAAAUAAGAAGAGUCCUUCCCAGGCCUAUUCUGGUCGCCGGGGACUUCAACGCGAAGUCCGCGGAUUGGGGCUCCCGGCGGCCAGACACGAGGGGGACAGAAGUCGCAGAUUGGGCGGCUAGAUUGGGACUCAAACUGGAGAACCACGGGGGGGUAAGCACGUGUGUAAGGGUGCAAGGUGAGUCUGUAAUAGACCUCACGUGGACGUCUCCAGCAGCGGCAGCAUGGACGGAGAGCUGGAGGGUGUUAGAAGAGGUGGAAACGCUUUCCGACCACCUAUACAUCGAGACGUCCCUAACCAGACUCACUGCGAGAGGGGCCGGGGAUCCGGAGGCUGGCACGCGCGUCCGUUGGGCGGUCAGCAAGCUUGAUCGCGAUGCGCUGCUUGCUAUGCUGAUAGCGGCUAAUUGGGCACGGCCAGGCCCGAUGCGAGACGUGGACGAAGAGGCAGAAAGACUGAGAGAGCUUCUCACUAGGGCAUGCGACGGAUCGAUGCCCAGGGUGAAGUUCUCGCCUAGAAGAAACGCGUACUGGUGGUCGGACGCGAUCGCCGAGCUCAGGAGAGCCUCGAUAAAGAACAAGAGAACUCUGCAAAGGGAAAGGAGGCGUCCGAUCACGCGUGAACGCCUGGAGGCUCUGCUGACAGCCUACAGGGAGAGUCGAGUCGCGCUGAAGCAGGCCAUAAGGAAGGCCAAGGAGAAGGCCUGGUCUGACCUGAUAGAGGCACUCGAUGAGGAUCCCUGGGGAAGGCCCUAUAGGCUAGUUUUGAAGAAGCUGUCCUGUGGAGCCCCCCCGACGGUGGAAUCACUCAGGGUGGAAUUCCUUGACCGCGUGGUGGACACCCUAUUCCCCGUGGCGGCAAGGAGAAGGGGGACCGCUCUUGGCGAGGUGGAGGAUCCGGAGGAAGAGGAGCCUCUGCAGGAGUGGUGCGAGGAAAUGGCCGUGUCAGGGGAGGAGGUAGUUAGGGCUGCGAGAAAGCUCAAAGCCAGGAAAGCCCCUGGGCCGGACGGAAUUCCCGGAGUGAUCUGGAAGAUCGCCACGGAGGAACUAGAGGAGAGGGUAAAGGCACUAUACACACUGUGCCUGAAGGAGCAAAGGUUCCCAAGCAUAUGGAAACAGUCCAGCUUGGUACUAUUGCGGAAGGACGGCAAGCCGGAGGACGCUCCAAACGGCUAUCGUCCGAUAUGCUUGCUGGACGAGGCUGGCAAGACGCUCGAGCGCGUCAUAGCUGCUCGCCUCGUUCAGCAUAUGGAUAGUUCGGGACAUAGGCUGUCGGCGAGACAGUUCGGGUUCCGGGAGGGAAGAUCGACCAUCGACGCGAUCAGGUGCGUCAAAUCCCUCUCGGACCAGGUGGUCGAGGAGGGGGGAGUUGUGGUAGCGGUCGCUGUAGAUGUAGCGAACGCAUUCAACUCCCUCCCCCACGAGGUCAUCAACGAGGCCUUGGUGAAAUUUAGGUUCCCGAGGCCCCUGAUAGGCAUCGUUAGGGAAUACCUCAGGGAUAGGGUGAUUACCUGCAUAGACAGGGGAGGCGCUCGGCGCAGCUGGGCGGCAGGGUGUGGUGUCCCGCAGGGGUCGGUUUUAGGACCACUCCUGUGGGACAUCGCAUACGACGAGGUUUUGGACGCGGCGGUGCCUGCCGGCAGCACCACGGUGUGCUACGCCGACGACACCUUGGUGCUCGCCGGUGGGGACAGUUGGGAGACGGCAGCCGAAAAGGCCAAUCUGGCGGUAGCGUGCGUGGUCAGAUCGAUCAGAGCGCUCGGCCUGACAGUUGCUGUCAACAAGACGGAAGCCGUCUACCUGCACAACGGUUCUCACGGCAGCCCGCCCGACACAUAUCUGAGAGUGGAGGGGACUAAAAUCCGGAUGGGCAAGUCCAUAAGGUACCUUGGACUCCAAAUUGAUGGAAGAUGGCGGUUCGAGGACCACUUCGCGAAGCUGGCCCCCAGGCUGGGGUGUGUAGCCGGCGCGCUUUCCAGGUUGAUGCCCAACCUGGGCGGGCCAAGCUGGAGGACAAGGAGGCUCUACGCAAAUGUGCUCAGCUCCAUCGCGCUGUAUGGAGCACCGGUGUGGGCUGAAGCGUUGGGUCGGAGCGCGAAGGCACGAUCCAUCCUCAACAGAGCCCAGAGAAGGAUGGCCGUGCGCACAAUCAGGGCGUACCGCACGAUCUCGCACACGGCGGCCACCCUGCUAGCGGGAUCCCCGCCGAUAGAUUUGGCGGCAAGGUGUCACGCAGCAGCGUACGAGCGUGUCACGAGGCUCAAGGAGGGCGGCGUCCCCAUAACACCGGGGGUUAGGAGGGUUAUCCGUCUCCGGCUUAAGGACGAAGUGAGAGAGGAGUGGAGGGCUAGACUCUCGGAGCCCAAUAGGCCCGGGAAAAGAACAGUAGAGGCUAUACUGCCGAGGCUGGACGAAUGGCUCGACAGAGCAGGGGCCAAAGCGUCCUUCAGGACGACACAGGUGCUCUCCGGACAUGGUUGUUUCGGGGAGUACCUGUGUCGCAUAGGACGAGACGACGACGCGCGGUGCAGGCACUGCGACGCGGACAGGGACUCGGCGCAACAUACUCUAGAGGAGUGCCCAGCCUGGGAGGAGGAGCGCCGAGUCCUGUCUGACACGAUAGGCGGCGAUCUGUCGCUGGGAGCGGUCGUGGAGGCCCUCGUGAGUGAGGAGGAGGCCUGGGUGGCCUUCUCGGUCUUCUGCGAGAAGGUGAUUUCGCGGAAGGAAGGGGAGGAACGAGUGCGGAGGGGUGAGGUCGAUCCCCCCCCGACGCAACAGGGAGGAGGAGGCGCUCCGCCAAGAAGAGGGAGGAGAGGCGGGCGCAGGGGCCAACCGGCCCAUUUGAGGAACUAAGGCACCGUGCAACCCUAGAUGCAGAGGACACAGAGUUCCAUGACGAAGUGGGGGGCUCGCGUACGGAGGAGGACUGUCGGUCCGAGUCCGGCGAAGCCUUCCCGACACCUUGCCCGUUACGGGCGGGGUGUUUGGCGUCCGGGUCCCGCCGCCGAAUAGGCCCGGGGUAUCCCCUGCCUGGCGUAAGAGGCGUCCUAAAAGGGGAGAGGAGAGGGUAGUAUAGACCCUGGGGGUGGGCACAGCUGAGGACUGUGGCUCACCCUGCCCCCAACACCAACGAGGGGCGCGGCGGGAGGCCCGGUGGCACCCCCGCCGCAACUCGGGAGGAGGUGGCCCUUCUCAGGGCCAGACCCGAGAAGAAGGCCCUUAUUAGGGCCGUGCCCGACCAUUUGGGCCAAGAGGUACGCGAAGACUACGCGUGGCGCGGGGACUGUCGAGCAGUGAUGCGAGCGUGUGCCCUCGACAGUUCCCAAUAGCGCAGAGAAGUCCACCCCCGGUGGUUUUAGUGCGGUAGGCGUCUCCAUUGCACUACUGGUCCCAUGGGUGUCAACUGCCCAGGGACCAGGGAGACGAGUCCCACACACCCCCCCGUCCCUGUCCCAGCAGGGCGGGGGGACGGUCCAUGAGGAUUUCCACCGGGUCAAAAAAAAAAAAAAAAA
This is a messenger RNA of Vollenhovia emeryi, 6428 nucleotides long. RefSeq lists its product as uncharacterized. The coding region runs from base 1 to 5769 and encodes 1922 amino acids. The record is from RefSeq and is a predicted model, not a curated record. Lineage: Eukaryota; Metazoa; Arthropoda; Insecta; Hymenoptera; Formicidae. The transcript is spliced from 3 exons. Gene Ontology annotation, molecular function: zinc ion binding; catalytic activity; nucleic acid binding.